AUGGGGAGCUGAGCGGCUGCAGCAGCACCGCGGCCCCGCAACAGCAGCAGCAGCGCGGCACCGGCAGCAGCAGCGGGCGAGCGCGGUGUCGACUCGGCGGAGGGAGCCGUCGCUUCUCAGGCGCCGAGUGCGAGCAGGAGCCGGGCUGCCCCCGCCGUCCCGAGCUGAUCUCCCUCCUCGCGAGGCGGCCGCCGCGUCUCCGAGCCGGCACCAUGCAGACCUUCCUGAAGGGGAAGCGGGUGGGCUACUGGCUGAGCGAGAAGAAGAUCAGGAAGCUGAAUUUCCAGGCCUUUGCCGAGCUGUGCCGGAAAAGAGGAGUAGAAGUAGUACAGCUUGACCUCACCAAACCCAUUGAAGAUCAGGGCCCUUUGGAUGUGAUCAUACAUAAACUGACAGAUGUCAUCCUUGAAGCAGACCAGAAUGACAGCCAGUCACUGGAAUUGGUUCACAGGUUCCAGGAGUAUAUUGAUGCUCAUCCAGAAACCAUUAUCCUGGACCCUCUUCCAGCUAUUCGUACGCUUCUGGACCGAUCCAAGUCUUAUGAGCUAAUCCGGCAAAUAGAGGCAUACAUGCAAGAUGAGAGGAUCUGUUCACCACCCUUUAUGGAGCUGACAAGUGCCUGUGGAGAAGACACAUUGCAGCUUAUAGAGAAGAAUGGACUGGCAUUCCCAUUCAUUUGUAAAACCAGAGUUGCCCAUGGAACCAACUCUCAUGAGAUGGCGAUCAUCUUCAACCGGGAGGGCCUGAAAGCUGUUCGCCCGCCGUGCGUCAUUCAGAGCUUCAUCAAUCACAACGCUGUGCUGUACAAAGUCUUUGUGGUUGGGGAAUCCUACACAGUGGUGAAAAGACCAUCUCUAAAGAACUUUUCUGCAGGAAUCUCAGACAGAGAAUCAAUAUUUUUCAACAGCCACAAUGUUUCAAAACCAGAAUCCUCAUCUGUCUUAACAGCACUGGAUAAAAUCGAAGGAGUAUAUGAGCGGCCAAAUGAUGACGUCAUCCGGGAAAUCUCUAAGGCUCUGCGACAAGCGCUGGGAGUUUCCCUCUUUGGAAUUGAUAUCAUCAUUAACAACCAGACGGGGCAGCAUGCAGUCAUUGACAUAAAUGCAUUCCCAGGUUAUGAGGGUGUUUCUGAAUUUUUCACGCAUCUGCUGAACCACAUAGCUGCUGUCCUGCAGGGCCAGGCCCCUGAGGUGAGCCAGCUGAACCGUAGCAAGCUCCUGGCAGAGCAGGGCAGUGGGAUCCUGGAUGAGCGGAUAUGCUGCGCCGGCACAGGCUGCCUCAGCGUCAUGGGCAAAGACUCCUCCUGGAUUGUGGAAAGCGAGACCAACAGCUCAGUAAAACUGCAACACCAGAGACUAGGCUGCAACUCAGCAGUGUCCCCCAGCUUUCAGCAGCACUGCGUCGCUACAUUGGCAACAAAAGCUUCUUCUCAAUAACUUGUCAGUGCCAUUGACUGAGAAAAAGCCACAGGGAUACAAAUUGUGGUCCCAGAGAUCAGGCUGUAACAAUGCAAUUGCAAAAAAUGAAAAAAAAAAAAAGUAACACAAAACACAACAGAAAAAAGCAAAAUAAAAAACAAACUUUCCAUUUGAUUUAACCUGAUUUGCUGAUGAAAUGGACUGAAAGGGGGAGGGUGAGAAAGUGAUUCAGAUCUAUUUCAUCAGAUUCCAGUUGCAAAUCUGUAGUGAGUUUACACACACAUGGGUUUUAACACUAGUCCUUUCAUUGUGGGAGGGUUACUCUUUCAUUUCUAUCAUUCUUUGUAAUCACUAGUGACCAGCAUUUUAAAAUCAGACCUCAUGGUAUCAAGCAGAUAAUAAUCCAGUGUCUGAAUGUAACAGUGCUAGAGAUUUUUCCCUAUAAUAUUUCCCACUCCCUUUUCCCAGCUUGGCCGUUGCAAAAGAAAGCUAUGACAGCUUCUGUAUCACUAAACUAUAACUCUUGAAACAUUGACCAGUUGAGACUUUGACAGGUAGGUCAUGGUGGAGCUUUGGCACAUUUGAGUAGGACGGAGCAGACUGGUUGUUCAGGGUGCAGAGCUAACGUAAUCACUUUGGUUCCAGGCUUCUAAUUCUUCCCCCAGGCCUCAUUGCUUCCAUCAAAGACAGCUUCUAACCACACUUGCCAAAAGCAACACGUUUGACCCAGACAGGGCACCAAUAGUUGAGUGAUUUAAUCUACUAGAUUAAAUAUCUUCCUUUCAGUUAUCUACUAAUGGUGAAAUCCCAGAGUAGUUAAUAGAAGCAGCUCAUCUCUUAGCAGAGAAUUUAAUUCUCCCUCCUUUGCACUUGUGAGGACUCUGGGAGGACUCUGCAAAAGGGCUGGCAAACAGAGCUGCGCAUUUCCCUUGGAGCAGUGCACCUCAUCUGCCCAUCCUAAGGGGUAACACAGUUGCUGCCUUCUGCAGGUCCCUGCUGCUGUGCAUUUUGUUUUUCUUUAGCAAAUUAAAUAUAAGCAGAGUUGUGUACCUUUGUAUGAGGUAGAAAUACACAACAGCUUUAGCUCCAGUUCAGAGAGCACAUUACUUUGUUGCAAGCUGCCAGAUAAGGCCGUGUAGUAGUUUACAAUAGUGCUUUAUACUAUUUGUAAUCUGUGGCACAGCCAAAUUGUAUCUCUUGAGGUACACAGCAAACCUAUGGUGUUCAUCCUCUAUUGCAUCUUCUAGCAUGACAGCAUCUUCAGCUGUUGAAAAUUCCUGCAAAUUUUGCCAAUUCUGAACACUAAACUGGAAAUAUCCAAGUCUGUCAGUGCUGAGAACAGAGACACUAUUUUGAUAGAGUGGCCUUCCCUUCCCCGUAUAAGUCCUAAUACACAUUUAAAAGGGGUGGUGUUAUGAACAUUUCCUUAGUUAAGCUUCUAGCUUGCAGAUAUGGGAAUUUAUGUGUUUCUAUAGCAGGUAUUUGUAAUGCAUCCAUCACUGCAGCAUUUAAUACGUUUGUUUAGUAUUGUGUGUGAGAGAUCUACUCAAAAGGAAAGGAUCUAGAGCUUAAAGCCCAGGUAGACCAUGGAGAGAGGUGUAACCAGUGUAAAAGAUGUCCUCACCCCACCUGAUGGCACCAGUCCUGAAGGGGAAAAAAUGAAGAGUGUUGUGUAGCAGUUCUUUUGUGUAAACAACAGGUUUUCCUUAGGAGAGACUGGAUUUGUUCCCAAAGUGUCAUUCCUGGGAGUUUCCUGAAUCCAGGAUUGGAUUUUUGAGAGUGACUUCAGAAGAGAAGAUCGUUCCACCUCUAGAGGGGUUACUAACGUUAAGAUAUUUCUCUGACUGUAAGGUCGUUAUGAGCAUGGUAUCUGUCAAAUUGCAGGGUGCACAUAAAUGCAGCCAGUUUCCUUGCCUGUCGCAGGUCCAUUCUGAGCUAGGCACGCGUCACAACCCUCGUAUGCUUUGGGGCUGCUGGAUCCCACGCUGUCUGCAGCUUGCAGGUCUUCAGUGCUUGUGGUAUGAGUGAGUCAGAUGUACAUAGUUAAGGAUUUGUAGAAGUCUUCAUAACAGACCAAACCUUUCAUAAAGCCAUGACUGAAAUAAAAUGGACAUCUGCAGUUUGAGGUUUGUUUUUGCUUGUUUAAAAUAAAAAAUGUUUUUAUGUUACUUGUAUAACAAAAGAUGCCCUCAGGAAGGAACUUGCCAGUGCGUAUUUUUGUAUGGUACUUUCUUGUAACCAGCUGGUGGAGUGUUUGUAGACUUGCCUUUUGCUCCCUCUAUUACAAUGGCUUGGGGUUCGGGGGGUUUUGGUUUUUGGUUUUUUUUUAAUCGAGUGGUGGGAAAGAAGCAACAAAGAUGUUAAAACUGGGUUAGUAACUCAAGACCUUUCAAACUAAGUAUGUUUACAUGAAUCUUGAGUAUUGGAUCCAAUGGAAAUUUCUGUAUGCUGUUUCCUAGUUAGAACAUCAAGUAAGAGUUUUUAUUUUCCUGGCUGCCUUCUGAAUUUUGGUCGGCCUAUUUUGCACUGCUUUAUUUCUCCAAAAUAAACUACUGAAAUAUAAUUGUGCAUUUUAAACUUGUUUACAAAAGAUUGUUAGAAGUUUGUUUUGUAAUUCUCUGAAGGCUUGCAGAAAUACUAUAUUUAAAUAUUACUCCAGACCGUGGCAGUAACUAGAACACAAGUUUAGGUCAUUGGUGUGAUCAGUGAAAUCUUUCCCAUAGUCUGUAAUUUAUUUUUUAUUUAUCAAAUGUAUUGAUAUCACUUUAAUUUACCAGGUGGUAAUGUGCAGGUACCUGUUGUGAUGUGGCAUUACAGUAGAGUUUUCACAUAAAUUACCAUGCAAUUGCUGUACUGCUAUAUUUCCUUGCAGAAAUUAUUGUAUGGCUCAAAUACUAGAAUGUUGCCAAAUCACAGGGGUAAAUUGGCAGACCAACUUUUAAAAGCCAAAACUGUAAAUUACCAAGUAUCCAGACAUACAUUAUGGCAAAACAUUCGAGCAUGCCUAUGUUAUUAAGCCUGUGCUAAAGUGCUUUUCUGAAUUGCUGCCUCGUUUGAUAAGUUCAGGAUAGUUUUGAUUUAAGAUAAACUUCACAGUAAGUUAGUUAAUAUUCUGUAGUCCUGUCUUUUCUUGUAAAAGUAGAGGAGUCUAGUAAUAUAUAUUAAAAAAUAACUGAAUGCCCUUGCUCUUAAAAUUGCAGACAAUCUGAGGGAUAUUUUCCUUAAUGUCUCUUUGAAUUCUAUUAUUGUGGGUUGGAAAAGAUUCUGCUGUGUUUUGAAAGGCAUAGCUAUUUUUGCUGCGUUGAUGGGAGCAAUCAUAUUAAAACUACAUGGUCACCAGUUAACUUCUUCUGCUGCAUUAUCAGAAAUCCACAAGAACACCAUUAGCUUGUCUGGAAUUUCUCCAGGUUUUGUGUUAGCCUGAUUGAGGAGAUUGACUUCAUUAGGUGAAGACUUUUCCCUGUUGAAGAGAACUUGAGUUGUGUUGUUACUGCCAGCUGUGUAAAACCAUCCCCAUCCUCUUCUCCCUCUAGCUGAUUCAGCCACGUCACGCUUGGGUUUUUAAUGGCUGUACCAGAACAUCCCCAUGUUGGCAUGGAAGCUGGCUGCAGAAGUGCAGCCCAACUGGGAACACUGGUACUGGCCCCUGCCUGCAGUGUGUGUAACGCAGAACUGGCACCGGGCCUGGGCCCUUUUGCCUUUCGUUCACCACAUGUCUGACUAUUCAGCCUUUGUGCUGUAGGAUACAAUUGGCUGGGCUGGUCAGUAGAUGGGAUGCACUAUUUGAAUUAAUACUGUUCAGACUGUUGGAAUGGUAAAGCUGUUUCAAGAUCCUCUUGGGAAUGUUUGUGCAGAGGAUGUCCACAGCAGGUUGCUCAGAUGGAGAACUACCAAUUUAAUUUGUUUUCACUAUAGAUAAAUACAAAUUAGGAACCUGACCCUGAGGCUUCAUGAGGUAAUGAGAAUUGCCAAAGAUAAAGCCUCGGGUUCUCCAGAUGAGCUGCAGGCUGUGGCCAUCUAGAGAACAACCAGGCACAGUACUGGGUAAAUAACAGAGGAAGAAUACAGUCCAAAGGCAACAGGCAUUUGAAUUGGCUGGCAAAAAAAAGAACACAACAAAAGAAAAAUGUUUCUGCUGUUUCCAUCCAAUAAAAACCAACUCCAGGCUUCUCAGUUCUCAGAUUAAGGCUGGUUUCCCAAAGUCUUUGCGUGGCAGCAGUGACAAGUGACUCAGGCUUUUUCACACCAGCUUGCAGCCUUGCCUUCCACAGCUGUGCAGAAAAUCUUUGAUUUUGUUUUUUAGUGAAUAAAGUCUAUUUUGAGUUUGUAGCAGUCUCCUCACGUGCACACUUGCAAUUUACUUGCAUUACUCUGUUAAUUUUCUUUAUUUUUCUCUAUCCUUUUUAGUAAGAGAUGUAUCGAUUUCUGUAUUCAGUAUACAAUUAUUUUAUGGUGUUGCAACUGUGUGUUUUGUAAUUAGGAGUAUGUGAAAAUGCUUUGUUUAGAUUAAAAUAUUUCCUUUAAUAUAAUCUCUCACUUCCAUAGAUAAACAGGCACACCAUUGCAGAUCACAUUGUUGAUUUUAUUGGUAAUAUUGCUUUAAUUUCUAUUUCAGAGGAAUGUAACCUCCAGAAAAGUACUUUCCACAUCUUUACUACCUUUCCUUUCCCUGUUCAUUCUGUGUGGAUCCAGGCCAUCAACACUUGAGCUGUUGACCAGAUGGGUUUCAGAUCCUCCAUGGAUUCUCUUGUGGCCACAGAAGUUACUAAAGAUGGUUGAAGUUUGAGAGGGUCCAGGUAUAAAUGGAGAUGUUAAACUGACUCCUCAGCAGCACAAGCACAGUACCGUCUGUAGCAAGCAAAAGGAAUCGUUCUCCCUCUGUGCAGGUGGUAGUUGGGGUCUGGUCCACCCCUGCUGCUGAGGCAGUUUUCCUGUGGAAAUAAAUCUCCAGUGUAAGAAAAUGUCCUGUAUCUGUGAUGCAGAAGGGUGGUGAGAAGAGGUAGGGCUUGAGAGUGAAGUCCUGUCCAGUGGACACUGUGGUACCAGUGGUCCAGAAUUUCACUGUGUGUUUUUGAACGGCCAUCUGGGGAGAUGUCUUCUUUCUCUCCACCUUCCUUAACCCCAAAUCCACUGGCACUGACUCUAGCAGAUGCCUGUGAGCCACGUCAGCUCAUGAGCAGGUGACCUUGCCCAGUGUGCCAUAAGUUUGCAGAGGGUUCCCAGUGUGUUGGGAAGCUUUUGUUGAUGGCCUGGAAAUCUCUUUCAAACUCCAGAAAUAGUUGAAACAGCAAGUGGAGUUAUUGAAAAUCGGGUCUUCCUCUUCCAUCCUUUUUAAGGAAAUCCCUAUUUUAUUUCUUCCUUUACACAGUAGUUUUUAGGUAUAAAUUAUUUUAACAGCUUUUGUGUGAAAAGUCAUAUAUACAUACACAAAGUUAUUAAAAGGUUGAGUAUAUGUUGAGUACAAAAUAAUGACUUCUUUGUUUCAGAUAUUAGCAGCCCCUACAAAUGAGUUGUUUAUUCUCUUGUAAAGUCAAUGCUGUUAAAAAAAAUUAAAAUAAAAGAUGUAUUAGAUGUAUCUUUUAUUAUUUAUUUCUGAUUCAGUAUUUGAUACAACUUGUAUACACCCUUGUGAGAACCACAUGCUAAAAUGUAAUUCUUCUUAAAAUGGAGUAACAACUGUUCCUUAGUAUCCAAACCGUUUUGAGAGGACUGGCCCUCUGGGUGUGGUAGUGCUGGAUAUUCUUCACUCUCCAGCAUUGCUCCCCACCUAAGCAUGGCUGAAUCUUGGGGACCAUUCUGUGUAUGUGCUAGGUUUCACAAAAUCAUCGAUAUCUGUGUUCAAAUCCAGUGUUAACAAGUGUGUCCUGAUUUGCUUCAGCCCAGUUCACUCUGAUUUCUGAAAUGUAAUUCCCACUUUGUACUUAAAUUUAUACAGAAUUAUAUGGACCCUAAAAAGAUCCUGACUUACUGUAAAAACCAAAAAUAUUUGCUGUUUGGCGUCUUCAAUUGCAUGACUGAUCAGAUCUGACAAUGAAGGUGGUGCUUUCAUCUAACAGCGUUGAUUUCAAUGGUAAUAGAGUCAUUUUCUUUUCGUUUGCCAAGCACCUGUUUUGGACAAUGUUUUGGUUUCAACAGUAAAGCAAUAUGCAGUAGGUAUUGUGGCAUUAUCUUUGUACUUGUUUUGAAGACAAUUGUCCCUUUUCAACACAUAACAAAAAUAAAUGCCUUAUAACAA
Messenger RNA from Colius striatus (speckled mousebird), 7653 nucleotides. It is a transcript of the gene ITPK1, whose product is annotated as inositol-tetrakisphosphate 1-kinase. Gene Ontology annotation, biological process: inositol trisphosphate metabolic process. Gene Ontology annotation, cellular component: cytoplasm. The record is from RefSeq and is a predicted model, not a curated record. The transcript has 11 exons. Gene Ontology annotation, molecular function: magnesium ion binding; ATP binding; inositol-3,4,5,6-tetrakisphosphate 1-kinase activity. Bases 213 to 1436 code for a protein of 407 amino acids. Lineage: Eukaryota; Metazoa; Chordata; Aves; Coliiformes; Coliidae.